Indicator indicator is the source of this 1605-nucleotide messenger RNA. RefSeq names its product tweety family member 2 (gene TTYH2). Gene Ontology annotation, molecular function: volume-sensitive chloride channel activity; intracellularly calcium-gated chloride channel activity. The record is from RefSeq and is a predicted model, not a curated record. Gene Ontology annotation, cellular component: plasma membrane. The transcript is spliced from 14 exons. Lineage: Eukaryota; Metazoa; Chordata; Aves; Piciformes; Indicatoridae. Bases 1 to 1605 code for a protein of 534 amino acids.
AUGCCGCCCGCCCGCCCCGAGUACCUGCCGCCGUGGUGGGCGGCCUGGCUGCACGGACUCCCGCACCGCGGCCUGCGUCUGCAGCCCGUGCCCGCCGACUUCCGACCGCGGGACCCCGACUACCAGCAGUCGCUGCUUUUCCUGGGCUUGGUGGCCGCCGUCUGCCUCGGCCUCAACCUCUUCUUCCUUACCAUCUACCUGAUCUGCCUGUGCUGCUGCAAGAGGGACCAUGAGCCUGAGACCAAGCGACCCCACUCCUGCUGUGUCACCUGGAUGGCUGUCACCGCUGGGCUCAUCUGCUGCACAGCUGUUGGCGUCGGCUUCUACGGGAACAGUGAGACCAACGAUGGAGUGUACCAACUGCUGUAUGCCCUUGACCAUGCCAACCACACCCUGACUGGCAUCGACACGCUGGUUGCGGGCACCACACUGCAGAUGCAGGUGGGCUUGGAGCAGCACCUGGCACGGCUGAAUGAGCUCCUGGCCACACGGGGGGACUACCUGCAGACCCUCAAGUUCAUGCAGCAGUUGUCCAGCAGCAUUGUCCUCCAACUCUCAGGGCUGCCCAGCUGGCAGGGCACCAGUGCCAACCUCACCACGCUGGCCAGUGACAUUGCCUACGUCGAGUAUUACAGGUGGCUGGCUUACCUCCUCUUCUUCAUCCUCGUCCUCACCGUCUGCCUCCUGGCUUGCCUGGGGCUGGCCAAGCGCUCUCGCUGCCUCCUCACCACGAUGCUGUGUUGUGGGCUGCUGACCCUCAUCCUCAGUUGGGCUUCCAUGGCUCUGGACACAGCAGCAGCAGUGGGUACCAGUGACUUCUGUGUGGCCCCAGAUAAGUUCAUCAUGAAUGAGACAGAGAGUGAGAUCACUGCAGAGGUGGUUCGCUAUUACCUGUACUGUGAGCAGAGCCUGAGCAACCCCUUCCAGCAGGCUCUCACCGUCUUCCAGCGCUCGCUCACUACUAUGCAGAUCCAGGUCCAGGGCCUGAUACAGUUUGCUCUGCCCCUCUUCCCAACAGCUGAGAAAGACCUUCUGGGGGUCCAGCAGCUCCUCAACUCCUCAGAGACCAGCCUGCACCAGCUCACAGCCAUGCUGGACUGCCGGGGGCUGCACAAGGACUACCUGGAUGCUCUCAUUGGCAUCUGCUACGAUGGGGUGGAGGGUUUGCUCUACCUGAUCCUCUUCUCCUUGCUGGUGGCCGCCUGCUUCUCUGCCAUCAUCUGUGCCAUGCCACGCGCCUGGAAGCUCUUCACUGGCCGGGACCAGGACUAUGAUGACAUGGAUGAGGAAGACCCCUUCAACCCUCAGGCACGCCGCAUCGCCAGCCACAACCCGGCGCGGGGGCAGCUCCGCAGCUUCUGCAGCUACAGCAGCAGCCUGGGCAGCCAGAGCAGCCUGCACCCCCCAGCACAGACCAUCUCCAACGCCCCCGUUUCUGAGUACAUGAACCAGGCCGUGCUCUUCGGGGGGAACCCGCGCUACGAGAACGUGCCCCUGAUCGGCAGAGGCUCUCCUCCUCCCACGUACUCCCCGAGCAUGCGAGCCACCUACCUGUCUGUCACCGAUGAGCAGAUCAGGCAGCACGGCACCGAGUUCCCAGCCUAA